ACAGCUGCCAAUCAGAGCCCAGCAACCAGCGUCCGGUUUCCUCAGCGAGCUCGGCAAGCAAGGGGCGGUGGGGGGUCAAAGAUACGCAGAGAAACGGGCUGCUGGUGGCGAAGAUGGCGGAUGGGGACAGUGGCAGUGAGCGCGGUGGUGGAGGCAGCAGCAGCGGCGGAGGGGGAGGAGGAGGAGGCGGCAGCGGAUUUCAGCAAUACCAGCGGGAAGUGGAGACCCAGGAGCUGGCGUCGAAGCGGCUGGACAUUCAGAACAAACGCUUCUACCUUGAUGUAAAGCAGAACGCCAAAGGCCGGUUCAUCAAAAUCGCCGAGGUUGGCGCUGGGGGCUCGAAAAGUCGGCUGACCCUCUCUAUGUCAGUUGCGGCAGAGUUCCGCGACUACCUGGGCGAUUUCAUAGAGCACUACGCCCAGCUUGGGCCUAGCACCCCGGAGCAGAUCGCUCAAUCAUCCGGUGGGGAUGACAGCGGGCCUAGACGUGCCCUGAAGAGCGAGUUCCUGGUGCGUGAGAACCGAAAAUACUACCUCGACCUGAAGGAGAACCAGCGGGGUCGGUUUCUCCGGAUACGGCAGACCGUCAACCGAGGCCCCGGUUUCGGAGUUGGAGUGGGUGGCAUACCCGGGGCUGGCCUGCAGGCCGGACAAACCAUUGCACUACCGGCUCAAGGCUUAAUAGAGUUUCGUGACGCUUUGGCCAAGUUGAUAGACGACUACGGGGGAGAUGAGGAGGAGCUGGCCGGCGGUGGUGGGGCCGGGGGCUACAGCGAGCUUCCGGAGGGCACCUCGAUCAUGGUGGACUCCAAGCGGUUCUUCUUUGACGUUGGGUCCAACAAGUACGGAGUUUUCUUACGGGUGAGCGAAGUGAAGCCCAGUUACAGAAACUCUAUAACAAUCCCCUUCAAGGCGUGGGGCAAGUUCGGGGGAGCGUUCAGCCGCUACGCCGAGGAAAUGAAAGAGAUCCAGGAGCGGCACCGGGAUAAGAUGUACGAGAGGAGAGCCGGAGAGGAGUCGGAGGGCGACGACGUGGACGACGAUUGAUGGAGAGGUGGUUACAUGUGAUGAAGCUGACAACAUGAUGCAAAGCCUGGCGUUAAACAGAGAGAGAUGAACGACUAUUCUGUGCAUGACGAAUCGAACUUUAAAAUGCUAAAACAACGGAGUAAAAUAAAAAUAUGUAUAUUUGACUGAUCAAUCACUGUCUACAUAAGGAAUCAUGUCCUAAAGUUUAGGUCGAUGUUAUAGCUAAAUGAGUGCGAACUGCAGUAGUCAGCUCCUGUAUGAGAUUCCCCAUUGAUAUAUAUUAAAAAAAAAGAUUAUAUCUGUACAUCUAAUAUAAAUAUAUAUAUAUUGAUUUUCUAUUUGAUAACUUCCCAUGUAGCCCAACUAAUUAAGUUUGACAGUGCUCAAGAUACACCAAUAGGUUACCAGACCCACUUCCUGCUUGAUAUCCCUGCAGAGCUCACCUGGUGCUGACCUGUAGUCUGUGUGAUGAUAAUAAGGAUAAGUGUGAAACGUGUGACAUACUCAUACCAACAGGUGCAGAGUGGGAGUGACACCGAGCGCCUGCAUCACUCACCAUGGCUGUGUGUGUUUUUGUCUAUAAUGACCUGUAACGAACAGCUUGCCCACAGACCCACAA
Perca flavescens (yellow perch) is the source of this 1647-nucleotide messenger RNA. Its product is annotated as transcriptional activator protein Pur-beta. The transcript has a single exon. Bases 114 to 1046 code for a protein of 310 amino acids. NCBI's taxonomy places the organism in Eukaryota, Metazoa, Chordata, Actinopteri, Perciformes, Percidae. The record is from RefSeq and is a predicted model, not a curated record. Gene Ontology annotation, biological process: regulation of transcription by RNA polymerase II. Gene Ontology annotation, molecular function: RNA polymerase II transcription regulatory region sequence-specific DNA binding; purine-rich negative regulatory element binding; DNA-binding transcription factor activity, RNA polymerase II-specific. Gene Ontology annotation, cellular component: nucleus.